This is a messenger RNA of Closterium sp. NIES-67, 3255 nucleotides long. The record is from the annotation of a GenBank genome assembly. Lineage: Eukaryota; Viridiplantae; Streptophyta; Zygnematophyceae; Desmidiales; Closteriaceae.
AUGGAGCACCUCGUGACUCGGAAGUGUCGGAUGCAACGCCGCUGUAGGCUUGGGGUCUCGAACGUAGUUCGAACCUGAAAUUUCGGGCCGAGCCUGGACUUCCAAAAAUUAGGGCUGUCUGUACUCGAUGUUAGCAAGGCUCCCUACAUGUGGGGCCAGCACCAUACAUCCAAGCUCCCUAGAGAGCCUGCAAACCACAUUUGCGAGCCAGCUAAUAUAGUGAACCAGCCGUCGCAUGUUGUUCCGCCGUGUGAUCCGUCCUGACCUGAUAUCGCUGCGGGGUGCCUUGCCGUCGCUCGCCAUCAUGCCGUCCGCCCCCCACCCUCUCUCCUCCUCGCACCCCCCUCGCUUCCUGCCUCGCCCCGUCGCAGCCCUCCUCGCGCUGCUCGCUUUCGCCCCGCUCCUCGCCCGCCUCCCCCCACCCCCCAUCCCUCCGCCGCUCCCCCUCGCCCCUCCCCAUCCCGCUGCCCCCCUCGCCGCCAUCGCCGCUGCCGCCCACCCACGUGCCGGCGUGGCUGUCGCAGGCGAGCAAGGGGGCAUCGGACGGCGGCUGCAGGGGCUGCGCGCGCGCAGCGAUGUGAGGCGCAAGUGGAAUGGAGGAAGCUUCCUCGAGUUUUCCGCAGACGAGAGUGCGCGCGUAAACGGAUUGGGGGGAGGUGGGAGUGGACGAGAAGCGCAAAGAGAGUGGGGGGGAGGGGGAUCGAGAAAUACGAGGAACAGCAAAGGGGCAGGCGGAGGCAUGGUGUGGCGGGCGGGAUGGUGGGGAAGGGGGGCUGGCUCGGACGAAAGGCAAUCUGGCGGUAUGGGCACGAGGGACGGCGGGGCGGGUGGCGAUGGCGUGGCGGAGAGCGCGAGGGCGCACGCAGUGACGGAGAGGGGCGGGCGUGGGGCGGACGAGCUGCCCCGCAGGGAGGGCGGGGAGAGCUCUGGGCGUAGCGUGCGUGUGGGCAGCACCGGGGGCAACAGCACCUCCUCUGCACGUGCUCACGCCGGGCAACAGGCAGCGCCGCAUGGCCACGCGCAGUGGCGCGUGCGGCGGGUGGCACUGCACCCGGCGGUGCGGCGAGACACGGGGCUGCCGCUGCGUUGCGACGAGUGGCGCAGCAACGCCGUCCUCCUCAUCUCCGCCGCCGCGCCCGGCCUCGGCCUCAGCCCCCUCCUGCGAGAGUUGGAUGCGCGGCUGCAGUCGGUGGGGCUGGCGUACACACUGGCGCUCAUGCCGCGCAGCGUCACCCUCGCCCACGCGCACAGGUACGCGCCUCUGUACCGAGCAGCACCCGUGGGAGGCAGCGCAGCAGUGGGGCUGCGGGCGUGGGUGCGGUACAGUGUGGCGCACGCAGAGGUGUGGGCACGCGUGGUGGCGUUGCGGCUGCCGUUCGCGCUGGUGCUGGAGGAGGACGCCGUCAACCGAGCAGAGGGCGUCGCUGACUGGCAGCGCCGCCUUGAGACGCUGCUGUGGGAGCUCAACCUGCUCAUCCUGCAGCGCGCCGACCGCUUCUUCUUCCACGUGCUGCUGCUCGCCCGCCAUGCCUUGGCGCCGUACGCGGAGCAGCAGCUGUCGCCUGGCAUCGUGCGCGCGCAGCCCAGUGAAGCCUCCCACGCCUACCUCGUCUCCUAUGCCGGGGCCAAGCGCCUGCUGGCCCUCACCAGAUUCAACCGCCCUCUGUCAGAGAGCAUGGGCGCCAUCCCCGCCCUGACCGUGCUGGCGGCGGAGCCCCCUCUCUUCGCCACCACCAUCUUCGCCUGCUCGCCCAAGCCCUGCCGCACGCCCCCCCCCGCGCUCUCGCUGCCCGCCUCCACGCCGCUCACCCCUGCGUGCCGCGCCACCAUCCUGCUCGCUCUGCCCGGCCACCCCGCCUUAACCGGCGCCGCCCUGCACGCCACCUGGCCCCUGCACCGCCCUGCGCCCCACGGGCCGCUGCCGUCCAUCCCACGCUCCUCCCCCGCCUUCUGCGCGCUGCUCUCCCCCGCGCAGUGCCUGCUCAAGCACCACCUGCCGCACCUGCUGCCUCACGUGCACCCCCCUCCCCCUGCCGUCCUGCUGCCCGCCCUGCCCCCCUCGCUACCCCUGUGGCCCGCCUUCCUGCUCUCCCUGCGCCGCUCCCCCCGCCGCCUGCAGCGCGUGCUGCCCCUGCUGCAGCAGCAGGGCUUUGGAGACGUGGUGUUUGGGCGGCUGGUGGACGGGGGGCACGCGUCGGUGACGCGGCGGUCCAUCAAGUGGCACAAGCUGGCGGAGAGGCGGCGCGAGAAGAUGACACGGGGGGAGGUGGCGUGCGCGCUGUCGCACUACCUGCUGUGGCUGGAGGUGCUCAGGCGCCAGCUGCCCUACGCCAUCAUUCUGGAGGAUGACGUCACCUUCACCACAGACACCUUCCGGGCUGACUUCGAGCGGAAUAUCGCAGAGGCCAAUGAGCUGUUGACACGUCAGCAUAGCCCAGAGUCACCACCGGACAUCCUAUUUGUGGGGCACAUGGGUGUGGUGCCGCGCCACUUCCUACCGCUGCUGGCCCCACACAUCGCGUUGGACGCGCUCUCGUGGUGCUCCUUCGCCUACAUCAUCUCCCAGCGCGGGGCCGCCCAGCUGGUCAGGGGCUUCCACGUGGACGACCCCCUCGACUCCCUCUGGUGGCGCCACCCCCGCCUCGCCUUCUGGGCUUUCCAACCGCCCCUCGCCUUCCACCUCUCCUCCCCCCGCCUCAACUCCCCCCGCCUCAACUCCUCCCUACCACAUCCUCCCUCCUCCCCCUCCCCUGCCCCUCCCUCUCAUCCACCUCAUCCCACCUCGACUCACAGUAUUGCUGGCAGCACAGCACACAGCAAGCGCGACAGCAGCAGCAGCAGCAGCAGCAGCAGCAGCAAUUCGCACGGGGCAGGGCGCAGAGGCCGGGGUGAGGACACCCCCCUACCUGAGCCGGUGUACCUGAGUGAGGUGCAGCAGGGGGGCGACCAGUGGCGAUGAAACGCCUGCAAGGUUGCAACCUGUCUGCAUGCCCGCCGGGGGUUGCAGUACAGCUUCCUGUAUGCUUACCUCGCCAUGCCAUGCGUCACACAGCAUGUCCACUGUGGCUUAGGGCGUAUUCCUACACCUGCUGUCUAGCCCCACCUGGUGUCACACUCGUGUGGUACAGGGCGGUUCACAUGUUUGAUACGAUCCUGGUUGCAACAACGCAGUUCUGGCAGGGGGUUGUAGGACCACGCCCUUAGAGACUGCAUGCAUGUGCAUUGGGGAUUCGUGAAUAUAAUGAGCCAUAACAU